Molecule: messenger RNA, 7217 nt
Organism: Ylistrum balloti
Lineage: Eukaryota; Metazoa; Mollusca; Bivalvia; Pectinida; Pectinidae
Product: ras guanyl-releasing protein 3-like
Exons: 18
Coding region: 161-2329 (722 amino acids)
Biological process (GO): positive regulation of GTPase activity; Ras protein signal transduction
Cellular component (GO): plasma membrane
Molecular function (GO): guanyl-nucleotide exchange factor activity; calcium ion binding
Source: RefSeq, a predicted model, not a curated record
ACCUCCCCCUUAAUGUCCUAAUUACACGUCAGAGACACGAAGUGACCACCAGUGCAGAGCGGACAUAGGAGCCUAAUAUUCAGGUCAUGGCUGCUGUCUUGUGCAACAUCCAAAAUCAAAAGAAUGUGUGCCCCCUGAUUGUACUGGUCAGACACAACCAAUGCCUGCGGAAGACUACACACAUGCACAAGUCCAGUCCCAGACACACUUAGACCUCAUGGAGGAGGAUAAACCCCUCAUACCCGGGGUCACUGUCCGGGCUGCCACUCCCGAACGAUUGGUCCACCUCUGUGUAGAGAGCUUUGGGAAGGAUGGACGCUUGCUGGAAGACAAUGAAUUCCCGAGUGUCCUGUUCCUCAUGCACAAAUGGUUUAUGACAUCAGACGAGAUGGCCGAGGCUUAUGUGGACCUUUAUCAGAGCUGUAACGAGACUGUGGCGUGUACAAAGCCAGCCUGUAACCACCGCCCUUCCAGCGUAGAUUGUCAAAUUCAGAUUUACAAAGCCAAAAUUUGCUAUGCAGUCAGAUUCUGGAUCAGUAAUUUUCCUGUACAUUUUGACCUUGACCAUAGACUAUCCACGGUUGUGAAAAGGUUUGCCAAUCUUGUCCAGUCCGAGGGAAAUCUCACCUUUAAGCAGCUCAUUGAUUUGUCCAAAGUACCUUCCUAUGAUUGGAUGAGGAACAUGUCUGUUCGAAAUCCAUCGAUGCGGCACAACCGUAAGGUGUCCUUGGUGUUUAACCACCUUGAACCCAUGGAGCUGGCCGAACACCUCACCUACCUAGAAUACAAGGCUUUCCGCCGCAUAAAUUUUACUGAUUUCAAGAACUAUGCAGUGACAGCUUCCUUGAAGGACAACCCCAAAUUGGAGCGAUCCAUUGCCCUGUUCAACGGACUGUCCCAGUGGAUACAAUGUAUGGUCUUAAGCAAGACAACUCCUCAACAGCGAGCAGACGUCAUCGUCAAGUUUGUCAAUGUUGCUAAGAAACUGAGGUAUUUGCAAAACUUCAACACUUUGAUGUCUGUCGUUGGUGGUCUGACACACAGUGCGCUGGCGAGACUUGCCAAGACCAAUGCCUGCAUUCCCAGUGAAACUCAGAAGACUUUGAUGGAAUUCACAGAACUUUUAUCGUCCAACAACAACUUCAGUAAUUAUCGGAAAGUGUUUAACCAGUGUUGUGCGUUUAAGAUUCCAAUAUUGGGAGUACACUUGAAGGAUCUUAUCCUGUUACACACAGCAUUACCAGAUAAAGUGGAAGGAAGUUUGGUGAACUUCAGAAAAAUGGCACAGCUUUCUCAAACUCUCAAAGAGCUCACCAAACUACAGAACCAUGACAACAUUCCAGUGUGCGCCAACAUGGACCUUGUCAACACACUAAGGUUGUCCUUGGACCUUCACUAUACAGAAGAUGAGAUUUAUGAACUGUCCUUAGCCAGAGAACCACGUAACUCCCUGUCAUCACCUUCUACUCCUACCAAGCCUGUUGUAUUUGCUGACUGGUUAGCUGGAGUUAGCCCCCCUGUUCCAAAUACGAUAAAUAAACAUGUACAUGAUAUGGUGGAAGCAGUGUUUAAAAACUAUGACCAUGACAAAGACGGGUUUAUCUCUCAUGAGGAAUUUGAGUCCAUAGCCGGCAACUUCCCGUUUAUAGAUUCCUUUUGUGUACUAGAUGCUGACAAGGAUGGCAUGAUCAGCAAGGCUGAGAUGAAGACCUAUUUCAUCAGAGCAAAUUGUCAUGCUCUACGCAAAUGUUUUAAACAUGACUUCCAUGAGAUCACCUACUUCAAGCCGACCUUUUGUAUACACUGCACAGGACUGUUGUGGGGACUGAUUAAACAAGGCUGGAAAUGUAAAGACUGUGGUAUUAACGCCCAUAAACACUGUAAAGACUUGGUUGUGAUGGAAUGUCGUAGUAAGCAGCAUGCAGCUUGUAAUCGGCGUCAAGACUCGGUGACAAACGGAACUCCCACUCAAGAAUUGACAUACUCAUCAAAAAGAAAAAUGUCACAACGACAGAAACGGAACCGUGUACACCAAGGAACGCAAACUGAGGAAAUCUACUUUAUGGAUUAUCAGAUGCGGAACUCCCACAUGAAUGGAGAUGGAGAAUUUUACGAGGAACAGGGCCAACUAUAUGACCGAUUGUUAAAGGCAGAGGAGGCCCGUGACAAGUUGAUGGCUGAAAAUGCAAAACUGGAGGCCAAAUUGGAGGCUAGCAAUGACCAAAUUGUCACUCUCAAAUCUCAUGUGGGGAUGAUUCGUAAAAACACCAUCACAUUCAUUCUUGAGCAGAUGGAUGCUCUUCACAUUCAGCGGGAUACUGAAGUGUGACAACAUGCAGGGCUGCAAGGAUUAACAAGUGCUAAUAACUGUGACAUACAGAAGUGAAGCUACAAAGAAAUGAUCAAUAUGGGAUCCAUGUUACACCAUGUUUGUAUCUUUAGAACAACAACAAAGUUCCCAUGUUAUAAGGAUACCACCCAUAGCAAGGGGAGGUAACUCCCACACCUUCAGUAUGUCAGUACGAAAGAAGGCGACUGAGAAUUUUGGUGUUUAAGUGGGACACAUUCCUAUGUUUUGUCUUACAAACAUGAGAAUAGACGGAGGAAGAAAAAGGAAUCACUGUUUAAGUGACAAUAACUGUAAAAUGGCAGCCAUGUUGGAUCUCAGUGGAAAUGAUUUGUGUGUACCACCAUUGAUGAGCGGACCACAUGACAGAAAUGAUGUGACUGAGAGCUUCUGUACAUCCUGCUCACUGUUUAACAACAGUAGUAUGCUACCAAUUGUUGUGAACUAUUGGCUGUGAAAGCAUUAUCAUAUAAAAAAAACUUAUUUUGUUGUUCCUGCAGAUGAGUUUUUGCAGGCAUGGAGCUCAGUGGAGUUUUUAGCUUUAUGACACUGCUUGUAUGUGAUGUUAGGGUGCAGAUUUACAGAACGCCAAUAUAACCGAAAGAAAAAUAUCAAAACCACAAAUCUCCUAAAAAGAACUCACACUUACAACUUAUUUAAAAAGAGUUGUGAAAGAAAACCAAGAAAUGAUGGAACAAUUAGCCAUAAGGUUGAACCACAGUGAAUUACGUGUUACAAUAAAUACUGAAUUAUCUGUGGGUUUAUUGCUUGAGUUACAAGCUUGUCUGUGACGUGGAAUACAUGUGGAAAGUAACAAACGGUUUAGGAUUUGGAAGUACUAGUGAUAUCAUGUGGUACAGUACAAGUUAUAAUCAUGUUGACAAAAGAGUUCCAACUGGAAAGUGAUAUGGCAAAAAAUUAUUGUCUUCAGAAAAUUGUCUUUGUACAUUUUCUUUUAUGGCAUAUAUAUGACAAAAAACAUUUUCAAUUCAACAAUACCUCGAUUUCUAGGUCAAGGAUUAGCUAGGCCUAUGUGUGGAAAUUUCUCCUUAUAUCAAGGAAGUAUGCCACACUGGGAUGCUUUCCUGUCCAUACGAGUCUGUCGCUUCUGACGCAGCAUUCCUGUGAUACUAACCCUUGUGACACAGGGGGAUAUCUGGGUACAAUGACCGACUUGGGGGCCAGACAUUCUCAUAGCCAUUAGAUGGAGUCUGUAGUCACCAAGGGAUAGUCCUUAGUUACCAAGGGACAUUAUGUGUACUGACUGUUCUUCCCAAGUGUUGCUGUAUGAUGCAGCAAGAACUUGACUUUGUUAGUUUCACAUGACCCUGACCUUGGAAUCUAUUGAAUUCUCAUGACAUUGUCCUUGGAUAUUUCCUCUUGACCUUGGAAUUUUCACAUGACCUCGGUUGUAAUUUCACCUCAUUUGUGUAUCGUGUUACCUUUACUUUUGUUGGAUGAGAACUUUGAUAGCAUAUGCUGAGUUAGAUGUAUUAUUAAAAGAAAUACUUUUAAAACAAAUUGUUAUGUGACUACAUUGAACUAUUCCAUAUUUGAUAGAACAGACCACAUUUUAUUACAAAGUUAUAAGGAGUAUUUUUAUAUAUUUAUCAGAGGAACAAGAUGACCUUGACCUCAGCCUGUGAUGUACAUACAAAUCUAUAUAUAUAUAGAUUGAUGGGCUAUUUUUAGAAAUCUCUGAUAAAUGUGUCAAAGAUGGACUCAGAUUAAUUCUGAAAUGAACCUCAUCAUUUUUGGGCAUCUUAAACAGUAGCUUCUGGACAGAGAUCUCAGUUCUGGAUAAGAACAGUAUUGAUAGACUUAAAUCAGAAAUCAGUGUCAUCAUGUACCAGCCAUUUUUCUUUUUUAAUCAUGGACCUCAAAUACAUCAAAUGAUUUAUUAUUCUUACUGGUAUGUUUUCUUCCUUUCUUCUUUUAUAAAAUCAAAAGCGUUUCUAUUGUUUUAUUGAAUCCUUUAUAUGACACUUUGGAUUGAUUUCUUUCCACCUUUUCUGUAUUCUACAAUUGAUUCUGUCAGAUUGAUUUGCGAUGUACAUUGAUCAUUAGACAUUUUAUAUCAUAUUUAUUCUACCAAAGUUAAUUAUUUCAUUGUGUGUUUGUGAUAAUUUCAUAUAUACUCUUAUAUUAUAGUCUGAAUUUUCUCACGACUCUAAAUUUUUAGUGUCAGUGAUGACUUAGGAAAAAGGAGGAGUUUUUUCUUUUUUAAUCAUACAUUUGGUGACCUUUAUUAAGCAAAAACUGAUUUUUAUCAAUGUUACUGAGCUCUAAUAGACUAUAUAUGGAAUUUCAAUCAACUUUAAAAAUCAGAAGAUUUUAUGAAAUUUAAUGAGACUGAAUGUGAUAUUAUUUAUUUGUUAAGAAACUACACUUGUCUUUAAAACAUCAUAGUUAUGUACAAGGGGUUAAUACACAUAUGUAAAUAGUGUUUUAAUGAAAACAGGUUACAUGAUGUAGACGCCAACCUAUAUAUAGUUUAAGUGCAAUAAGAUUAAAUAUAUUUACAUGUUUUUUAUAAAAGAUUGAAGCGGGGAGGAUGUGACUGUGUUAGGGAAGCUGUUGUGAUUUAGAUUUGUUAACCUGUAUUACUUAAGUUUACCUGUGGUAAGAGCAGGUGCCUUAACGUAGAAUGGAGCACAAUGUUAUACAGAAAGGACUUCCAGAGGUGAUCUUUUUGUAAAAUCAAACAGACAGCCCUAACAUUAAGUGAUACUGAUAUUUUUCUUACCUGUAUCUACCAUACACUUGUAAAUAUGUUUCAGUAUUGAGAAAUUUAUUGCUGGGCUCAUCAUCACUAACUUUACCACUAGCUACAAUAUUCAAUAAUUACUCAAUAUCCAUUAUGAUAAGGUGCUGGUAUUAUGUUACCUGAUAUUGACAGUUUUAAAUAACUUAAUUACUCUGAUUUACAUGCAUAUAUAUUUUCUAAGAGGAACAUUGAAAUUAUUUUCAUUGGUUACACAAUUUAGGAUUCGCACUAAACCCAUCAUAGAUUCCAGCAGAUGUGAUGACCCCAGUUAAAAUGUCUUCACAAUCAUAUGUGUGAUUAGUUUCUUCUUUACUGCACCAUGGAACAGUUUACUCUUGUAUGUAAUGUCGCAUAAGUGAAAUGUGCAAAAUGCCACAACCUUUAAAGAUAUGCUUAACUAGAAAAACAAAAGUUUUAUAUGGAAGUCAAAAUACAAAUCAUUGAUAGAAAAAAAUUGUCAUUUCUGGCAUCCUUGAUAAAAUGUGCUAGAAGUUAUUCUUGAAAGUGUUUUUUAUACAAGAGAUCAGUAAACAACUAAUACUUAAACAAUCAAUCUAUAACAAUCUUCUCAAGCUCAGUCUUGUAAAUACCUGUUAUUUGUAGAAGGAUCUAUUUUCUUGGUAGUUGAAAGAUAUUUUUUGUAAAAUCGGCCCAGACCAAUUAUUAGAUUCCUGGGAAUGAAAAUGAAUGAAUGUUCUUGAUUUUCUCAAAAUGACAAUCUUAGUAAAAAGUCUUCUAAAAAAAUUUAACAAAUCAGUGAUGAAAUUCAUACAUGGUGGGUCUACUGGAAAGGUACUUUGUUACAUCAAAUUUUUCAAGAUGUUAAAAUACAAGAAAAUAUUAUUUAAUCGUUAAAUGAUUUAAAUAUAUGUGAAAUGCAAGAACACAAUUUUCAUGUUGAAGAUUUUGUUAUUGCUAAAUGCACUUUCUUGAAGUAACCAGAUAUGUUGAUUAUUUCCCCAUCAGAACUGAUGUUUACAGAUGUAGAAAGGCAGCAGAAUGUUCUCCCGUGGACAAGAUGGAUUUUGAAAUGGUUUUGAUAAUUUCAUAUUUGUUAAGUUUCAAUUAGUCAGCUUACAAAAUUAUGAAGAAUUCAAUUUUUUUUAAUAUAUAACCUGAUUAUUUUUUUAAUUAUUAAUACAGUAAUGUUACUAUCUAAACCUGUGGGUAAAAAGUGUUUUGUUCUAGUAAAGGGAGAUAACCAGUCAGCAAUCUUGUCAGUGACCCAUUUGUAACAAAGAAACACCCAAGUUUUAUUGCCAGAAUAACUUUCAAGUUUUGUAACAUUAGAAAAAGCUCAAUUUUUACAACAUAUUAAAUAUUUUGUAUAACAUUCCAUCAACAGUAUCAUGAUUUUAUAUUAUUUUGACCAAAACAAAUCUUGUCACAUUGAAUUUUUUUGUCAUUUUUAAUUGAACUUCAAUCUACUGCUGUAAAUUUGAACAAAACCUGUCAUGUUUUUUAUGGAGAGACAUUUUUUUUAUAUAUUUGUACAAUGGUGCACACCAAUCAGGUGAACCAGACAGAUACUGGAAUAGAUCUGCAAUGUAUAAUUUCAUCCUUUUCCCAGAAAAAUCUGGAGAUCAAAUUUUAUUUGAUAUUAGUGUUACAUAAUAUAUUCUUAUCUGACCAAAUCAUAGUUGACUGAGGAUAAAGUUUCAUUUUCAGCUUCAUCUUUACCAACAUGUUGUUGUUGUAUAUGAAAGUUUUCUCAUCAUUCCGCGAUCCUACCUGUUGAUACAUUCCGCGGAAAUCUGUAGUAGUCGUGUAUUUUAUGUACUAGAACCACCUCAUGGGGUAUGCAUGCUGGCAUUGCAGAACAAAUCCAUGAUAAAGACUUAAUUUAUUCUGUUUCACCCAACAUUCUCUUAAUUCAAUGUUUUGUCGUUUCAUCUAAAAUCUAUUUGCAGUGGAUAACUUAAAUUUAACCAAAGUCUUUAAUUAAUCAGAUAUACUCUCAACUUUAGAAAAUAUUAACGAAAAAAGUCCUUUCAUCACUUGUUUCUAAAAUGUAUAUUUUUUGCAAAAGCAGAUAUAAUUGAUCAGUCCAUCUUUAACAUAAAAAAAUUCAACUGUAUUAAAUUUAAAACACAGUAUUUUAUA